Messenger RNA from Schistosoma turkestanicum, 5469 nucleotides. NCBI's taxonomy places the organism in Eukaryota, Metazoa, Platyhelminthes, Trematoda, Strigeidida, Schistosomatidae. The record is from the annotation of a GenBank genome assembly.
UAUCAAUCAGAAUGCUGCAAAAAGCAGCUCAUUUAUUGUUGUCACUCUCAUGACCUUAUGAAACGGUGUAUUCACGUAACUAGGACUUACAUUACUGCAUUUAUCAGUCAAACGACUAAAAUGAACAUCUCAAAUUUAAGACAGAGGAAUAUUAGUGUCAGUGUAUGUGGUGGGUCACAAAUUCGAAUCCGAAGGUCCCAGUCGCCACAAGGAAGGAUAAAUUUGUCAUAUUUUCGUUAUGGAUCUGUAUCGCCACCACGAAAAAGUGAAUGCAAUUCUAAGGACGGUACAGAAUCUCAAAUAAGUUGUAUACGACGUCGACAUAGCUUAGUGAUACAGAGAAAAUCACCAAGCCCCGUUACUAAUUCAUACAACCGAAAUUGCAUAUAUCAACAAAAUAAACCCACCCCUACAAUUGGACUCGAAACAGACAUAAAUGUGACGCGUACAAAAAAUUUGCAGAUUGUAAAUAGCCAAUACGAAAAAUCAAUUCGCCAUACAACUCUCACCCCACAUGCUAAUGGCAAUGCAGUAAUGAUUGGCGCAACUAACUCAGCUUCCAAUGGAACAUCAGACAGAAAGUUGUUAAGAUAUGACUCAUUUAAUUUAAAUUCAGUCUCGCCAUUAGGCCGGAUUGGAGAGCCAGGGUUAUACGACCUUGGCAUACCGGUCGAUAGCAGUUCAGUCUCUCUCUCCACUAGUCAGACUGACAAUUCUAGCCUUAGUUUUUCUGCCCUACCAUGUUUGUCUAUAACUACACAAGCUAGUGUUCGUUGUCCUGUCUCAAAUUCACAUUCAUUUUCUAUUUCCAUUAACCCUACCGCUGCUUUAUUAUUGAACGGAAAUGAUGGCAGUUCUUAUUCAUUUUGUCCCAAAUCGACUAUUGAACAGACUACAAUACCAAAUUUACGAAAUGAAAAUGUUACUUUAAACGACCUGCCACCGCUACCUCAUCCAGACACUAGUUGUGUUAAAAAAGGUGGUGUUACUGUGGUGCGUAUUUCUACUACAAAUCCAAUAAAAUUUACCAACUUACGUCCUAGGACUCCUACUAACUUCAUCAGCAUCCGAAAUCCUUCAAAAUUUUUACAUUCCUCUGGUUCAUAUGAAAACUUACUGUCUAAUGGAGCCCAGCGUUUCAGCGUGAUCGACCAAAAUCCUGAACGUACUAAGCUUCGAUAUCGGAGUGUCUUAACAAACGCCUUAUCUCCUAAUUUGUCUCAGCGGUUUUUCCAUUCCUCCUGUGAACAUUACGUCAAAGCAAUGCCCAAUGCUCAGUCGAUGGGGAUCGAAGACAUAAAAACUAAUUGUGCCCCACAGGCUCGAUUAGCAAAGUCCACCAUGAUUCAUAGCACUUCCGACUUCAGGACCCAAGGAGGAAAUAAUGAUUUGAGAACUCUGCUAAACUCUCAAACCCCACGAAAUAAUAACUCACCUGUACACCGGAAUAUUUUACCUACUGAGAAUAAAAUUUCAGGAUCUAAUACUUCAGAUCAAUUGAAAAAUAUUCGGUCUAGUUUUUCUGGAACUAAUAACCAAAAUUAUUUUCGGAUACAAAUUCCUAGCACACGUGCAAUAUCUCGACCUAAAGGUUUCGCAAUGACGGAUAGUUUAAAAUUAUACGAAGAACAAAUCUUUAGUCAUUGUCAACCUUCCCAGCGUCCUCAGUCAUGGUGUCUGGAUUUCGAUCAACCACGAGAUGAAAAUAACUCAGUAGAUGAUUCUCACUCUGGCUCUCCAGCUUCUACUGUGUCUUCAUCUUUCUCUUCCUCCUCCUCUUCAGAUACAUCUCAAUUACUAUCUCAGAAUCAUACGGAUCUCAGAAGGAUAAGAAAUGUUCCUUAUUAUACUCCACCUGUGCAUCCACGAAACCUUUCAAGGUAUUAUCAUCAAAAUGCUCCGGUUGUUACUUCUUCUACUGGACUCAUCGUUACUGAAGCUACAACUCCUACAAGUGGUGCACCGAUUGGUUGUCAUUUAGCGGAAUUAACCAAAGCAAGUAGUCGAAGUCAGGAGUGUCAUAAUAACAAUGAUUGUGCACUUGUGAAGUCAGCUAAUGAAGUUGUUUCUUCAAAUGAAUUAAUUAAUAAUUAUCUCAACACACAAAAUUCUCAUUUCAAUCAUUCUGAUACUAUAUAUUCCAAUUCUCAAUCAGAGUCAAUUCAAACUAAUUCCAGUUAUGAUACAGUACGUCCAAUUAAUGUAUCACCAGCUAGACUAAAAUCGAACUUUUUACUAAGUCGACCAAGUUUACCACUGGAAACUAAUUUAAACGAUAAUCAAACUUCUCAUGUUCACUAUCCACGUCAUCGUUCAUGUGAAGAAAAUUAUUCACAGCCUACUUCUGACUGUACAAAGGUAUCACCGAUUACAGGAUCAUCUCAAUUUACUGCAGACAAUAGUAAUAAUAAUAAUAAUAAUAAUAAUAAUAAUAAUAAUAAUAAUAAUGUUCAAGAGCACUUCUCUCCUUCACGGUUUACACCAUCACCUAUCAAUUUCUCUUCAUCUGUUAGUGAUCGUUCAGACAAUAAUGGUAUUGUAUUACCAUCACCUUUACUAGACAAUCAUCAAGGUGUAAUCACUUCUCCUAUUAUAGCUCCAUCUACAACUACUUCUUCUAAUAAUUCAGAUGUUGAUCCAAAUUAUCGAAAAGAUGAAUAUCAACAAAAUAGUAGAUCAAUCUCUCCAACAUGUGGUAAUUCUCUUUUAUUACCUCCACCUGUUCCAUGGAAUUUGGAUUUAUCAUCAUCUGAAGCAAAUGAAACAACACCAAGUUUAUUUGUUAAUAAUAGUAAUCAUAUAAUUUCAAAUGAAAAUCAUUAUAGAAUGAAAAUUGAAACUGGAUAUCAAUGUGAUCAUGAUACACAUCAACAUGUUUGUAAAAAUGUCAAUAAUAAUCAGUCUAGAUGUCAAAGUAAAGAUUCACUUCUUUCAGAUGAUAUAAACUUUUUAAAUAAUUCAUGCAAUACUAAUCAUCAUCAUCAUCAACAUCAUCAUCAUUAUCAUAAUUAUGAUAAUAAACCAUUUGGAUUAUCACCAACACAUCAUUUAGAUUUUGACAGUUUUGGAAUUACUGAAAUGUCUGAUAGUAAUAAUACAUAUGCAUUCAGUACAUUAGAUUCAGAUUGUCUUGCAUGGAUGCGUUUAAGUGUACGUGAUGUGACAAAUAAAUUUUCGGAAGAUUUGAAUAUUUCACCAGAAUUAGAAUUACCCGAUUUGGAUACAUUAUCUCGGCCAUGUGUUCAUCAUUGGGUAGAUAUAUUCAAUUCAAAUCCUUUAGGAUUACGACUAAAUUUUGUGGAUGAUUCUUGUCGACUUGCUGGUACUUUACGCAUUUAUAUCAAUCUUAUUAAACCGGUGAAAAUGUCUUUAAGACGUACAUUGGAUAUGUUUCCGUCAAGUGCAACAUCAUCACUCGAACAAAAUAGUCCGACUGAAUUGAAUUCGAAUGGAAAUGGGAAUGAUAAUAAUGCUAUACCAACACCACCACGUUUAGUUUCAUUUUUCCUACCAAGAGGUACUUCAAAAGUAGUCUAUAUAACCAGCUCUACAACUUCAGCUAAUGCUAUUCAAUCGUUGUUAGAUCGAUUUCAUAUACAAGAAUCUGCUCGUAAAUUUGCCUUGUACGAACAUACUUUGGAGAAUAGUUCAAUAAGUGCUCGAAAACUUUCUACAACUGAAUGUCCUCUUUUAUUAUUAUUAAACUGGGUACGUAUAAGUACAAAUCGUGAACAAUUCUUAGAGUUAUUAAAACAAAAACGUAUUGUACUACAAGAAAAUGAUGCUUGUGAUAUUGAAUGGAAAGAUUUUACAACAGCAGAAUUAACAAAUUUCUUACGUAUACUUGAUAAAGAAGAAUGUGAAUAUCGUAAUGCUAUUUUAUAUCAAUAUAGUUUAUUGCGUAAUCAAUUAGAACAACGUAUGAAACAAUUAGUAAUUACCAAUCAUGUUCAUCAUCACCAUCCUCAUCAUCCUCAUCAUCAUCAUCAUUCUGAUCUUCAUAAUAUGAAUGAAUCCAAUGAAGUUGUUAUUGGUGGUGAUGACAAUAAUACUGCUGCUACUACUACUACUACCGCCACAAAUGAACCUAUGUAUUCAAGAUACUAUUCACAUUCACAUCCAUAUGCAUUUGAACAAACUGUUGAAGAUAAUCAUUCACCCAUUGAACAUUGUGAUUGCCGUUGUUCACAUUAACUCGUACUGCUGCGUGUGUGUGUCUGUGUGUAUGUGAUCAUUUAUGUGCACUUGUGGAUUAAUGAGAAUUACAGUUUGAAAAAAGAAACUAACAUCAACCGUAACAUUAGAUUCAGUAUUUUUAUUCAUUCUAUAUUCUCUAUCCUAUCCUUUAUGCUUUAAUGCCUCUCCCCUCACUGGAACUAUUGAAACUUUCUAAAAUUAGUACUAUCAACACAACAACUACUACUGCUGAUUUUGCUAACUGAUCAACUGUGUGUACUGUUAGUACUUACUAGUAGUAGAUAUCCCUAUUUAUUUAUGAUUGUUGUAGCUUUCACUUAUUCAAGCUGCUUUUUUAAAUAGUUUAUCUUUUUGUGUGUGUAAGUGAUUUGUGUUGCUUUAUCUCUUUCCACUUCUUAUGUAUUUCUAAUUUAAUUUGAAUUAGUUUUGAGUGUAUUCUUCUAUUUCUCUGAGUGUGUGUGUGUGGUUGAUUGAAGUUUUACACUGGUGUUUCUUUAUAAUUCUAUGGAUUAUGUUCAAUGUGUAUAAUGGUGACUAGUCGUGUCCUUGACCUUGACCCGGAUUCGUCGUCGUGACUUUUUUGGACUACUAUUCAAAUUGGUGCUUGUUACUAUUCAAAUUAUAUCAUUAUUAUUGUUAUGAGUAAUUAGAGAUUGUAAAUAAUUUAGCUUUCUUAGUUUCUUUCAUAAUUUCAUUGUUCUUCUCUCCCUGUGAAAACAUUUCCAAUGCGGAGGACAUUUAAUAUCCGUUUGAUUUUUAGUUUUCAGAACAAAAAAAUGCACAUCAUAAUGUGCUUCUUUACAUAUUUGUCUGUUCGUGUAUGCAUUUUUUCCACUGACAUAAAAAUAAGCGAUAAGUUUUCUGAUAUAUUUUGUAAACUGACGAAUCAUGCUUGUAAGUAAGUAGUAUAUGCGUGAAUCCUUCAUACAUUAGUUUUAUCUUGUUUAUUAAUUACUAACUUAUAUUGCAGGUUGAAAUUCACAAACAUAAGCAUUUCAAAUAUGUCCAAUCCCUUCCUUUUUUUUCAAUGGGAAAAGAAUAAUAUUGCACCCAUUAUAAAUGCAUACAUCUUCCUUCAUAUGUCACUGGCUUCAUCUUGUCCCCCUCUUCUUGAGAAUAUAUUGAAAUUUUUAUUUGUUUGUUGUGUUGAAAUUCUGUUUUAUUUCUUGAUUCCAUCUUGAAAAAAAUUUCUAGGAAGCAAAUAAAUCUUUCAUGAGACAAGUAUUUCUUUCUGAAUAUUUCUAUGAUAAAAUGUGAUUUUCAAUGUUUUUA